AGGCGAGCCGCAACGCGUCUCAAACAAGCCUAGCACUUCCACCUUUUCUGUAGAAUGACCCGCCUACAUUGUAAACACUAAACACGUGACCGGAAGUGAGAGACUGAAAGAGACAGAUUUGCAGCACAGUAUACCGUGUUAGAUAACAUUUAUGAGACACUAGCGACAGAAUGAGCCAGGAAUGUAGCACAAGGUUACAAAGUGCAACCAGAGAAAAACUCAGGAAGUUUGACUCUCUGCGCGCUGGAGAGGUGCAGCCCGGUGAGUUUUGGGACGUGGUGGUGCUGACAGCUGUGGAUGAGAACCAGAGAGAAGCCUAUGAGCUGCAGAUCAGAGAGAAGCUGCUCAGAAAAGAGCUUCCGGUCGGAGUUCAAUACAAAGUGUUCGCAGACCCGCCUGGAUCUAAAAUAGGGAAUGGAGGCUCCACUCUGUAUGCCCUGCAGCAGCUGAAUGAAGUCUAUGGGAAGACUCUGCGCAGACUGAGGGUCAUCCUCAUCCAUGCAGGAGGGUUCAGCCAGCGCCUGCCGAGUGCCAGCGCUCUGGGGAAGAUCUUCACGGCCGUGCCUCUGGGGGACCCUCUCUACCAGAUGCUGGAGCUCAAACUGGCGUUAUAUGUGGAUUUCCCGUCUCAGAUGAAGCCCGGUGUGCUGGUGACCUGCGCGGACGACAUCGAGCUCUACAGCACCUCAGAGGAUGAGAGGGUUAAGUUCGACAAACCUGGCUUCACUGCAUUAGGCCACCCCUCCCCACUCUCUAUCGGGACCACCCAUGGAGUGUUUGUGUUGGAUUCAAAAGAAAAAUCGUCUAAUUCUGAAAUUGAAAACACCUCCUGCCUGCUCUUUCUGCACAAACCGAGCGUCGAUAAGAUGCGUGACACCGGGGCUGUUUGUAAAAGGCAGAGUGGUUGUUUCGUGCUUUCUGAAGCCGAGUUUGCCUACACAGACAGCACCUAUUACAUUGAUUUUAAUACAGCGAUGUCUCUUCUCAAUCUGCUGAAGGAGUUAGGGCCUUUGGACUGUGAGGUGGACGCUUACGGAGACUUCCUCCAAGCACUGGGUCCUAACGCCACGAUAGAUUACACCAUCAACACUGCGAAUGUCACCAAAGAGGAGAGCAGUCUAGUGGCAAUCCGCCAAAAGAUCUUCCAUCAUCUAAAAGGAACUCCUUUGAAUGUUAUCCUCUUGAACAACUCCAAGUUUUAUCACAUUGGAACCACGUCAGAGUACCUGUUUCACCUCACGGAGGAUGUGAUGCUGAGGACUGAGCUGGGUCUCCUGUCCUCUGCAUUCAGCGUGGAUAUGAAGGAAAACUCAGGAUGCUGCGUUAUGCAUAGCGUCCUGGACCCCAGUGUCUCUGUGGGAGCUGGGUCAGUGGUGGAAUAUUCCAGACUGGGAGCAGGAGCUUCUGUCGGCGUUGGCUCCAUCGUAAGCAGCUGCUGGAUCCCUGCAGGACUCUCUGUGCCCGAUAGCGUCUUCAUGCAUUCCCUGUGUGUGAAUCACAAGCAGAAAACCAGGUUUGUAACCGUCGUCUUUGGCAUAAACGACGACUUGAAGCGCAGCGUGGAAGCCCCGGCGUUUAUGGAAGAUUUGAAUCUGUUUGGUGUCAGCGUCUCAGAGUCUUUGUCUCGCUGGGGGCUCGAGAACGAAGCCCUGAGGUUCUCCGCUGAUGCUUCAAACUGUAGUUUGUGGAGCGCUUGUUUGUUUCCUGUUUGCUCGGAUCAACAGAGCUCCUUUUCACUGACUCUGGAGAUGCUGCAGGCCGCGCUGAGUGGCUCUACUUUCACUUUACCCAGAGACACACAGCUGAUGUCCAUGCAGGAGGCCUUACAGUGUAAAGACCUGCAGCAGAUGUUGGAGUUCAGAACAGGACUUUAUGAAGACAUCAAACAGAGGAAACCUAACAACUGAAGACUUUCAUUCAGAUUAUGAGACUGUUUAGGUGCCAGAAAACAUUGAUUGUGCUGUAAAUCAUUUAUUAUGCUAGGAUUCUUUGAUUAUCAAAUGAUUGUUUCAACAGUGUGAAGAGCUGAUAUUAGGGCUGCUCAAUUAAUCGUAUUUGAAUCGCAAUUACGAUUAUGGCUUGCAACGAUUACGAAAACAACGUAAUCUAAAUAAAACGAUUAUUUUUUUAUUAUUGGUUUUUCAGUGGAAUUAUACUUAAAGUUCAGGGUAAUCAACUGUUAAAAACAUACUGUUCAAAUUCUUUUUCUCCAAUAAAUGUAUGUUUUCAAAGUAAAUGGAUAAUUAUUGACCCAAAUAAUCGAGAUUAUGAUUUUUGCCAUAAUCGAGCAGCCCUAGCUGAUAUGGAUUUAGUCAUCUGAUUCACUUUUUAUGAAGUCAAUACUUACAUUUUUUUAUUUAAAUAUAGCUUUCUGGUGAAAUGUUAAUCAACACUGUGCUCGAUUAACAUGCCCUAAGUCUUGUUAUAGUGUGAGACAAUUAUAUUGCUUUCAAAUAUACCUUCUUUUUUUACAGUCAAGUGUGUCCAAUAACAUUAUUCGUUUCCAUAUUGUAUGGACUCAUUAUCGUUGUUAUAGCUGUAGUUUUACUCGUGCUUUUUUUCGAGAAUGACACGUCAAUAUGUCUGCAAAAUGAAGACAUGAGAGAAAAUAUACUAAAAUAUCCAAAUACUUUAUAUAUUUUUCAAUGUCACACACAGUCACAGUGAUACACGGCUGCUUGCAUUUGGAGGGAGAUCGGUUGUCGUAGUUGUUGGGCAUUCCACUCUAAGGAGUUUAUUUUUAGCCCUCAGCCAUGAUCCGUGCUUUAUCUGGACCUGUGUGAUAGUGGCUCAGAGAUUGUAUUACUGCUUUACCAAACAAUACAGCACACAUCACAGGAGAAGAGACGCCUUAUCAAUGGGAAACUACAAAUCCAGACCAUCGCAGACAUGCACAGGUAAAGGACGGUGUGUUUGUCAUAGUUUUAUUAAUAUUAUAUGUAUCGACAGAACUGAGAAAGAGAUUUUAAAUGAAGAAGGGAAGCCUGGUGGUUUGUGUGGCUGCCAUUACUCAGCAAUACACACACUGACAUGUACAAGCCAUUUAAAAAACAAGUGAUUGAUAAAGAUUAUAUGUAGGGCUUAAAAACUGUUGUUUGCACUAUUUGAUACAUGUUCAUUAAGAGAUAUUUCUGCAGAUGGAAAAUAAAAGCAUUCUAUAUCAGAUGAAA
Molecule: messenger RNA, 3170 nt
Organism: Gymnodraco acuticeps
Lineage: Eukaryota; Metazoa; Chordata; Actinopteri; Perciformes; Bathydraconidae
Gene: fpgt
Product: fucose-1-phosphate guanylyltransferase
Exons: 4
Coding region: 171-1907 (578 amino acids)
Molecular function (GO): transferase activity, transferring phosphorus-containing groups
Source: RefSeq, a predicted model, not a curated record